Messenger RNA from Prionailurus viverrinus (fishing cat), 5135 nucleotides. It is a transcript of the gene TTI1, whose product is annotated as TELO2 interacting protein 1. The transcript is spliced from 9 exons. The record is from RefSeq and is a predicted model, not a curated record. Gene Ontology annotation, cellular component: cytoplasm. Gene Ontology annotation, biological process: chromatin remodeling. Bases 218 to 3331 code for a protein of 1037 amino acids. Lineage: Eukaryota; Metazoa; Chordata; Mammalia; Carnivora; Felidae.
GGGCCGAGGAGGCGGGAGAGUGAGGGAAAGGCUGGAAGACGAGGUGAGGAAACAGACGGACGUUAGGUGGCCUACCGAAGAUUACAUAACUAAGAUUGGAGGGAAAGGACUGCUUCUUAACCUAUUUUCUCAUCCCACCACUUUAUUUAAAGCUGAUUGAGGAAAUUAAUAUAAAAAAGCCUGCAGGAUGCGUCCUCAGUGAGAAGGCCGCUGCGCAAUGGCAGUUUUUGACACUCCUGAGGAGGCCUUUGGUGUUUUACGUCCGGUCUGUGUUCAGCUCACAAAGACACAGACGGUGGAGAACGUGGAGCGUCUGCAGGCACAGUUGCGAGCCGUGAGUGACUCUGCCCUUCAGGAGCUCCAGCAGUAUGUCCUCUUCCCUUUGCGAUUCACCCUGAAGACCCCGGCUCCCAAAAGAGAGCGCUUGGUCCAGAGCGUGGUGGAGUGCCUCACGUUUGUCCUCUCUUCAACAUGUGUGAAGGAACAAGAACUUCUCCGGGAGCUCUUUUCGGAACUCUCUGCUUGUCUGUAUUCGCCCGGCUCCCAAAAACCCGCAGCUGUGUCCGAGGAGUUGAAAUUGGCGGUGAUCCGGGGCCUCAGCACAUUAAUGCACUCGGCUUAUGGGGACAUCAUUCCGGCUUUUUACGAGCCCUCCAUUCUGCCUCGUUUAGGAUUUGCCGUAUCUUUACUGUUGGACCUAGCAGAACGGGAGAAAUCAAAGCAGAUUAAAAUUGCUGCCUUAAAAUGUUUGCAGGUUUUACUCUUUCAGUGCGAUUGUCAAGACCAUCCGAGGUCCUUGGAUGAGCUGGAGCAAAAGCAGCUGGGGGACUUGUUUGCCUGUUUUUUACCUGGCAUCUCAAUGGCACUGACCAGGGUCAUCACAGGAGACUUCAAACAGGGGCACGGCAUUGUCGCGUCUUCUCUAAAGCUCUUUUACGAGACAGUGAGUUUCAUUAUGGCUGACGAACAGCUCGAAAGAAUCCCACAGGUUCAACCGAAGCCUGCAGUGGAGCACAGAGUAGCAGAGCUGGUGGUUCACAGGGAAGCCAAGUGGGUAAAAAAUACCAGCGACAAAUUGACUCUCCUUAUUAAAAAGAUAAUCGAGUGUGUUUCAGUUCACCCACACUGGAAGGUGAGGCUGGCACUGAUAGAACUCGUCGAAGCCCUUCUUCUGAAGUGCAGCCAAUCACUGGUCGGAUCGGCUGGACCCCUUCUGAAGGCUUUGGUGGGUCUAGUGAAUGACGAGAGUGCUGAAGUCCAAGCCCAGUGCAAUAGAGUGCUGAGACAUUUUGCGGACCAGAAAGUAGUGGUAGGCAACAGAGACUUCGCCGACAUCCUGUCAGAGAACCUGCACUCCCUUGCCACAUCUCUUCCCCGCCUAAUGAACUCCCAGGACGAUCAGGGCAAAUUCUCGACGCUCUCCGUGUUACUCGGUUAUCUGAAACUCUUGGGCCCCAAAGUGAACUUCGUCCUCAACUCCGCGGCCCAUCUUCAGCGCCUUUCCAAAGCGCUUGUCCAGGUUCUAGAAUUAGACGUGACUGACAUCAAAAUCGUUGAAGCGCGGCGCUGGAAUUCCGAUCAGCUGAGUGCUUCUCCGGAGACCGCGGCUGCACAGCCGUGGAGUCAGAUGCAGAAGAGGUACUUCCGCUUCUUCACCGACGAGAGGCUCUUCCUGCUCUUGCAGCAGGUGUGUCGGCUCCUCGGCUUUUACGGGGACCUCUAUUUGCUCGUAGAUCACUUUAUGGAGCUGUACCACGAAUCUGUGGUUUACCGGAAGCAAGCUGCCAUGAUCCUGAAUGAACUGGUUGCGGGGGCUGCUGGGCUGGAGGUGGAGAAUCUUCAUGAAAAACAUAUUAAAACAAGCCCAGACGAACUGAGAGAGAUCGUGACAUCUAUACUUGAAGAAUACACAAGCCAAGAAAACUGGUAUUUGAUCACUUGUAUCGAAUCUGAAGAAGCGGGAGAGGAGCUAACAGUGAAGCAGUCAGGCCUCCGGGCCAUCACAUCUGGUGCACACACCUGCCAAGUUCCAUCUUUUCCAGCCUUCUCAAAGCCAAAUGCCACUAUUUGCUCCAUGAACGGCAACAUCUGGCAAAUAUGCAUCCAGUUGGAAGGGAUUGGGCGCUUUGCGUGUGCCCUAGGAAAAGACUUUCGUUUGCUCUUGAUGUCAGCCCUCUAUCCAGUGCUGGAGAAGGCUGGAGACCAAACCCUGCUCAUUAGUCAGGCAGCUACCAGUGCCAUGAUGGACAUUUGCCGUGCUUGUGGCUACGACUCUCUGCGGCACCUGAUCAAUCAAAAUUCGGACUAUUUGGUGAAUGGAAUCUCUUUAAAUCUGCGUCAUCUGUCUCUGCACCCCCAUACCCCAAAGGUCUUGGAAGUCAUGCUGUGGAACUCAGAUGCUAGCCUGCUCCCUUUGGUGGCAGAUGUGGUUCAGGAUGUCUUGGCCACUUUGGACCAGUUUUAUGAUAAGAGAGCUACUUCCUUUGUCAGCGUCCUGCAUGCCCUGCUGGCAGCAUUAGCCCAGUGGUUCCCAGACACAGGUGAUCUUGGGCAACUCCAAGAGCAAAGUGCAGGGGAGGAGGGAAGUCAUUUGAGCCAGAGACCAGCAACUCCUGAGAAAGGACUCGAGAAUACCACCACAGCAGAAGACAUUGAACAAUUUUUGCUGAGCUACCUCAGAGAAAAGGAUGUGGCGGAUGGAAAUGUCUCAGAUUUUGAUAAUGAAGAAGAGGAGCAGUCAGACCCUCCCAAAGGGGACGAGCGUGACACCGGUCCUGAUGUAGAGCCACCAUUGCCAGUGCAGGUCCAAAUAGCCGCAGAUGUGAUGGAACGCUGCAUCCAUUUGUUGUCAGAUAAACAUCUGAAAAUCCGAUUGAAGGUCUUGGAUGUGCUGGAUUUGUGUGUAGUUGUUCUGCAAUCCCACAAGAACCAGCUCCUUCCCUUGGCUCACCGGGCCUGGCCCCCGCUCGUGCACCGACUCACAAAUGACGACCCCCUGGCAGUGCUCAGAGCCUUCAAGGUCUUGCAGACCCUGGGAGGCAAGUGUGGCGACUUCCUACGGAGCCGUUUCUGCAAAGAUGUCCUGCCGAAGCUGGCCGGCUCCUUAGUCACCCAGGCUCCUGUCAGUGCUCGGGCUGGGCCAGUUUAUUCCCACACACUGGCCUUCAAGCUGCAGCUGGCCGUGCUGCAGGGCCUGGGCCCCCUCUGCGAGAGACUGGACCUAGGUGAGGGUGACCUGAAUAGAGUGGCUGAUGCCUGCUUGAUUUACCUCAGCGCCAAACAGCCCGUGAAAUUACAAGAGGCUGCCAGGAGGUACAACCCAAGAAUGUAAUGAAUUCAUCCUGAAGCUUCUGUGUGCCUAUUACAACCAAGAGUCACAACGAUCUGACUUUCACAUUCUCUGCCCCAUUCUACUUUUUCUGCAUCCACCCCAUACCUAUCCUUCAAGUUGAGAACCAUCAAACAGGCUAAUAUUCGCAAUUCAUUAUCUUUUCAUUUCUAAUUUUCUUUUGUGCCGCUAAAAGCAAUUAAACCUGGAAUUGGACCUUGCUGAAUUUUGAGUUGGUAUUCAAGGUGCCUCUGGAGGAGGAAAAUGCAGCCAGACCACUUGACUGCAGCGCCUUUGUUUGCUCUACCGCAUUCCAUUCGGGGUUGAGUCAGAUGACCUCCCUCUUGCCAGGCUGGGAGGGGAGGAAGUGCAAGGUUGAUUGGUUCACAAACACAUCAUCUGCAAACUUAUUUUGAAGUCAAGGGAAAAAAACCAGUGUUGUCCUUGAUCAGGAGCUGAUUUGGCAUCUUGAUUCAGAAACUAAUAAGCUCUCUAAAUGGGAAAAGAAGCCUGAGACAAUGGGAAACCUGGUCUCUUUGUGAGCCUCCUUACUGCAGGAAGAGAGGCGGGUGGCCGGGUACUGAGACACUCAUGCCUGCAGGGACUGGUGAAUCAGGUCCCCUAGCUCAGCAAGUGGCCCCAUCUUCCAUUCAGUUGUCUGUCCUUCAUUUUUCUCUUCCCUCACACCCUACAUCCGUUCCAGAAGGGAAGCCUGUCCACCUACCUUGCAGAAUUUCUCUUCAGACUGUCUACGUCUCUUCACCUCCAAGCCACCAGGCUAGGCCACCCUCACCUCUUACCUGAACAAUUGCAGAAGCCUCCUCGCCGCCCCCCCCCCCACCCUGUGCCCACUCCUGCCCCUCUGUAUUCCCCACACAGCAAGCACUGACACCCGCCGCCCACUCAUGGGAGAAGGGAAGGCUGUUGUGUUUGUUGCCAGGGCCCAAGGGGGAACCCUAUAGCCAGAGGGUAACAGGAACGCAGUAAAAACCGGAGCUGUCCACAGAUGCCCCAAUGCCCCGGCUUCCUUGGAGCUGGUGAGUUUCCGACGCAGGGUGGAUGACCAGCUUCAUUUGGAAGUGGCCCCUCUGUCUGACACGGCUGGUGAGGAAACAAGUGAGGGCCGGUGGCUGCUCUGAAAGGAGGUAGGUGAGCAGCUGUGUUAGGGGGGAUAAGAAUUUUCCUUCUGCUGUACCCUUCUAGGUUCUUUGGCUGGUCUAAUAAUUGAUACAGGACAGAUUAGUGGGAGAUAAACACUUUUUUUUUUUUAAAUUUCAUAUAUAAGGGAGCCUUAUAAAAAUAUGAGACCCAGGGUCACAUGGGGCAGUUGAAGCUUCCUUGUCAUCCUGAGGAAUGGUCUAGGGGCCAGGGCUUCACAAGGGGAGGGAGUAGGGUGAUCCACAGGACCUAAGAUCAGGUGUUUGGUAAUUAGAUGUUUGCCCUGCCAUACACCUAGGUUAUUCUUAUGAAAAGUUAUCUCUGGUAAUAGGUCUUUUUCUGGGUCAGGCUCCCUAUUCAAAUUUUUUUAGGUGGUUAAUGGAGAAGUAAAAGUUUUUCUUGAAUCUGCUGGGUCUUGAGUCCCUUCAAUCUCAAGUCAGUUCACACACCAAAGUGGCACAUUUUGGGGCAUCCUUCUCUGUUCCCCUUCACAUGUCUGUGAGUCCAUCGGGUCGGGGCUGGGGCCUCUGAGGGGCGGCCUCCCUAGCAUUGGCAUGGAGACAAACUCAGCAGUUCCAUGAAAGUUCCUCUUUGUGUGCAUUACGGUUGGCUUUUUCCUCCCUCCUGUUUGCUUUUCCUGGCUCCAAAG